Molecule: messenger RNA, 903 nt
Organism: Didymella exigua CBS 183.55
Lineage: Eukaryota; Fungi; Ascomycota; Dothideomycetes; Pleosporales; Didymellaceae
Exons: 3
Coding region: 1-903 (300 amino acids)
Cellular component (GO): RNA polymerase II transcription regulator complex
Molecular function (GO): DNA-binding transcription activator activity, RNA polymerase II-specific; transcription cis-regulatory region binding
Source: RefSeq, a predicted model, not a curated record
AUGGAUUACAACUUCUAUGAUGCUUCGCAGCAGCCCUACCAAUAUAUGGGCAUGCCGGCCAAUGCGUAUGCGAACGCCGGCGUCGAUCCGGGGGCAAUGCGCAGUGUGGAGUCUCUCGACGCAGGGCUAUACCAAGGCGGCUACGAUGCCUUCACAUUUCAUGGUCUACCGACACCGCAGCACGGUGGCUCGCCAGAAAAUGCCAUUCAACUGCCUCAUCCUUUGCCAACGGUUAAUAGCGUAGACUCGGGAUUGGGCGGAGAAAUAGACGAGAGCGGCAUGACGAGAGCACGAAGCAGCAGCGAAGAGAAGGAAACAAACUUGACGCCUGCACAGAGCAGGCGAAAGGCUCAAAACAGAGCAGCUCAACGCGCCUUCCGUGAACGAAAGGAACGCCAUGUGCGCGACCUCGAAUCGAAGCUCAACGACCUCGAAAGCAACACACAUUCGCUACAGUCAGACAACGAGCGCCUGAAGCUGGCUCUGCAGCGCGCCCGCACUGAAAACAAGAUACUCCGCGCCACAUCUGGCCAAUCGCCUUCUUCAUCACGCAGAGUCUCGGCUAGCUACCCUUCGCCAGGGGCACUCCUACCGGAUGAGGAAAUGGAGGAGGAUGGAUACAAUGUGCAGGUACUCGGUAACGGCAGUGUUGUCAACGCCGCCGGCAAAGAUCAUCCUGCCUCGCGCCACAUCUCCAAGGGUAUAGAGGUACCAGCUGCUCAAGCUUGGGACGUCAUCCAGUCGCAUCCACUAGUCAAGCAAGGUCUGGUCGAUGUCACAGAUGUCGUUGAGCGUCUGCGAGGGGCGGCGAAAUGCAACGGUCACGGCCCAGUCUUUGAAGAGAGCACGAUCUGGCAAGCUGUCGAAGCAUCGAGGCGCAGUGGCGGCGACGAGCUUAUUUGA